Molecule: messenger RNA, 555 nt
Organism: Brassica napus (rape)
Lineage: Eukaryota; Viridiplantae; Streptophyta; Magnoliopsida; Brassicales; Brassicaceae
Product: phenolic glucoside malonyltransferase 2-like
Exons: 1
Coding region: 1-555 (184 amino acids)
Source: RefSeq, a predicted model, not a curated record
AUGACAAUACACAUCGUUGAGGUUUCACGAAUCACCCCCGCUCCCAACUCAGACUCCGUCCUAAACUCAUCCAACUUGUUAACAAUCCCGUUGACUUUCUUCGAUCUACCAUGGCUAGUGUUCAAGCCAGCCAAGCGAGUCUUCUUCUACAGACUUAUCGAGUCUACUCGUGAGCAAUUCCACUCCUUCAUCCUCCCUAAGCUCAAGCUCUCCCUUUCCCUCGUCCUCCGCGACUACCUCCCUCUCUGCGACCGCAUCACUUGGGAUCCAAACGAGCCCAAACCGAGUAUCGUCGUCUCUAAAAACGACGCCGUUUUGGUUUCCAUUGCCGAGAGUGACGCUGAUUUCUCUAUAUUUUCUGGCUAUGGGCAACGUCCAGCUUCAGAGAUACACAACUCACUGCCCGAGGUACCGGUUUCCGAUGACUCAGCGUCGGCCUUGUCUCUUCAAAUAACGUUGUUCCCGGGCCAAGGAUUCUCCAUUGGCGUCGCGGCACACCACGGCGUGUCAGACGGGAAAACGUCAACCAUGUUCAUCAAAGCUUGGGCUCACUAG